Scheffersomyces amazonensis is the source of this 1452-nucleotide messenger RNA. RefSeq names its product phosphatase PAP2 family protein. The transcript has a single exon. NCBI's taxonomy places the organism in Eukaryota, Fungi, Ascomycota, Pichiomycetes, Serinales, Debaryomycetaceae. Gene Ontology annotation, molecular function: inositol phosphoceramide synthase activity. Bases 1 to 1452 code for a protein of 483 amino acids. Gene Ontology annotation, biological process: sphingolipid biosynthetic process; inositol phosphoceramide metabolic process. Gene Ontology annotation, cellular component: inositol phosphoceramide synthase complex. The record is from RefSeq and is a predicted model, not a curated record.
AUGGCUAUUAUACUGUCAUGUUUUCAUAUAGUAUUAAGUCCAUUAAUCUUUGUAAUUCAAUUAUUAUUAAGAAUAUUUUGGUCUGGAUUAAAUGAAAGGUCAAUUAUAGGUUUAGUAUUAAAUUUUUGGAUUAAUUUCUCUCCAGUAUUCAUAUGGUUAUUAAUAUUCAAAAAUGCUGGAUUAAUUCCGAAAAAGAUAAGGCCACGAAUUUUUGUUAAAUUUGCCUAUAGAACAGAGAAUCUCUUGUUCAAUUUAAUAGAGCACCCCAUUAUCAACGCUUUAUUCGUUUUCGUGUUAACUGCUGGAUCAUAUUUAUUAUAUUCCAAGAUUUAUAGAUCAAUAGGGACAAUCAAUGUACCUCUGCAAUCAUCAGUCACUUAUCAAAUCAUUGCUGAAGACGAAAUAGAAAGUCCUUCAUACGAAUUAGAACCAAUCAGUGGGAGUGAUUCAACCAAAUCACUAUCGCUCACCCCUUCUUUCUCAUCAGGUGAUACAUCUCUAGAAUUAAGUCAAUUUAAUUAUGAUCAAAAUAUUUCAACUGAAACAUUGCAUGGUAGAUCAGAAGAUGAGGAAGAACAGGUUUCUCAAUUCAUGGAUCUUAUUUAUUUUAAGCACAGAAAGUAUACACCAAAUAAUACUAAAUUGCAACUUAUCAUCAAUACAAGAAAAAAUUUGCAAUCUUCCAAUCCCUAUCGUCCCUUAAAUUGUUGGUAUUUAUCAUCUCCAGCAAUACUUGCAUCAAGUUGGUUUCUUCUUAAUCUUGCUUAUGCUUUCAGAGAACCAAUUAAAACUUAUAAGGAUAUUAUUGCAUGGUUCUUAUAUGUAAUUUGUCAUUUCUGUGCUCCAUUAUUCACAGCUAUUUGGUUAUACGUUUUUCAUGCUCCAGGAUCACUUAAAUUAUUCUCCAUUGGUUUGGGAGUACAAAACAUUUGCGGUGUAAUGACCCAUCUUUUAUUUCCAAAUGCUCCACCUUGGUUCAUCCAUCUUUAUGGUGAAAACAAAGAAGCCAAUUAUGAUAUGCCUGGUUAUGCAGCUGGUUUAACUAGAGUUGAUGUAGCCAUGGGUACUCAUUUGCAUUCCAAGGGUUUUCAUAUAUCACCAAUUGUAUUUGGUGCAUUACCAUCGGUGCAUUCAGCCAUGGCUGUCAUGGUAUUCUUCUUUCUCAGUUACUAUUCCCGUUGGUACUCUAUCAAGAUUAUAGGUUUAUGUUUUGUAAUUUUACAAUGGUGGGCUACUAUAUACUUAGACCAUCAUUGGAGAUUAGACUUGAUUGUGGGAAUGGCAUAUAGUAUAAUAGUAUUUACUAUCUUACUACGUUGGAUAAAGAGAUAUGAUGAGAGAUUUAUAAAGAAAAGAUUAAAAGGUGAACGCCUUGGGUCAGAGACUAUGGGUAUGAGGGUAUUCAAAAAUACAUGUAUUGAGUUUUUCUUUGACCCAUUGAAUCUUAAAUAA